GUCUCCAUGGCAACGGGGGGCGGGGCCGCGGGGGCUGCCGGGAGCCGCCGUGCGCUGACAGAUCCAGGGUCCCCGGCUGGGAUGGAGGGUCACAGCGAGGCAGCUGCCAAGGAGGAGGAGGAGGAAGAGGAGGAGGAGGAAGGGGUGCGGAUCACCCCGCAGCUGCUGAAGGCCGCCACUGGCGAGUUUGCUCUGGAGUCCAUCCUGCUGCUGCGCCUGCGGGGCCGCGGCAUCGCGCACUUGGGCUGCCUGGGCGACUGCACCAACCUGGAGUGGCUGGACCUGUCUGGCAACGCCAUCGCCCAGCUGGGGCCGCUGGCUGCCCUCCGCUCCCUUGCUGUCCUCAACCUGUCCCGCAACCGCGUGUCCAGCCUGGAGCCGCUUGCCUCCUGCCGCAGCCUGCAGAGCCUCAACCUGGCCGGCAACCUGGUGAGCAGCCUGCGGGCACUGCGGUGCCUGGCAGGGCUGCGGCACCUCGAGAGCCUGCGACUGCGUGACCCCCUUGCCCGCCUCGACAACCCGCUCUGCGCCGGGGCUGCCUACCGCGAUGCGCUGGCCGACAUGCUGCCCGGCCUCAAGGCCAUUGACGGCGAGCGGGUGGCUGGCUGCGGCAGUGAGCUCUACCAGCUCUGCCGGGAUCUCGACAGCUCGCUGGGACACAGUGCCGGUGGUGGUGCCGGCGGCGGUGCCGGUGCUGACCCACCCCGUGCAGCUCAGCCCUGGGUAGAGGCUGGUUUCUGGGAGCCGCGGCCGCCGCGGCGCAGCUCCAUCAUGGAAGAGGCGUACAGGCAGUUCAGGGAGGUGCUGCAGGAGUGCCGGGAGCUGGGCCGCCGCGCCGACGACACCAUUGCCCAGGCAGAGCGGGCGCUCAGCACCCGCCAUGACCCCAGCUCCUUUGUCUUCUGAGCUGUGCUGUGCCCGGACCCGAGAGAGGAGCUCAGGGAA
Messenger RNA from Pezoporus occidentalis (night parrot), 945 nucleotides. RefSeq names its product leucine rich repeat containing 61 (gene LRRC61). Lineage: Eukaryota; Metazoa; Chordata; Aves; Psittaciformes; Psittacidae. The record is from RefSeq and is a predicted model, not a curated record. Gene Ontology annotation, molecular function: protein binding. The transcript has 2 exons. The coding region runs from base 7 to 906 and encodes 299 amino acids.